AUGAGCCUGAGCGGCGUUCACCCUGGCCAGUCCGCUUCCCAAGAUCCACCUACAAGUUUUCUCCCACCACCUCGCCAAAUCCGUUUCGUCUCGACCGAUGGCCAACCGCACACGAAGAGGAGGCGAAUAAAUGCGGCUUGUCUCACUUGUCGCAAGAGGAAAACGCGUUGCUCGGGCGAGCGGCCCGAGUGUAAAACCUGCACGGAUAACAGUCAUGUCUGUUCAGGCUAUGCCGAUCGCCCAACGCGCAAAGAUGGUGAAAGAGCUGACGAGGAUGCUGAAGAUGAAGCCGACUCUGGAUCCUCAACGCCUCAAAAGCACAGUAGAGAUGCAGAAGUCGCGAUGAAGCCGCGGUAUGGGCCAGAAAAAGAAACAGACAACAAGCACAGGGAAGAUGGAGGAAUGAUAAGUCCUUCGAGCAAUCAUACCUCGAGCAGCUUCACCUCUUCUCGAAACCGGGUUCCCUACUUCCGGUAUUUCGGGCCAACGGCGAUCGUACCUGGGUUUAAACAGAUGGUGGUGCAAGUCAAAGACCAUAGAUCGAGCUUGCCUUCGGCCUCUGGAGAGUCUCCAGCUGCUGGUCAACAGUUAGAUGGGAAUUUCGCCCUUGGUCAGGAUAGAAUGCCCGUUGAGAUACCCUUUUACGAUGCGACAGACCCGGAACAAAAUGCUCCCCUGAUCACCCAUCUUUGCGAAACGUUCUUCGCUCAUCUUGGCUGCAACUACCCUUUUCUUCAACGCGACAGAUUCCUGAGAGAUUUGGAAGAGAAGAAAGUCGAUGCCAUCCUAGUCGAUGCUGUCUGCGCGGUUGCGGCGCGAUUCUCAGCAAACCCUCUCCUUUGCAGAUCCAAUGACGCGUCCAUUCCAUUAGACCCAGAAGGAAAUGUCAGGAGAGCCUUUCGGGGCCAUCCGUUCGCUCAACGGGCCAUGUCGGCCGUCAUCGACACGUUUUCUUGCCCAACCAUGGCUGUCGCUCAAGCCUGCCUCCUUCUCGCCUACGAGGAAUUUGGCGUUGAUCACGAUAGUGGCUUAUGGAUGUACCUUGGCACGGCCAUUCGCAUGGCGCAGGAUCUGGGCAUUCAAAAGCUCGAGGGCUUACAACUCGAAGGGCGAAUCGGACCAACUCCCAAAACUGCGAAACUUGGUCAAGACGGUAAGGCUGAAGAGCAGAGGAGAGCCGAACAGCAACAAAGGCUGUCUCGAAAUCUGUCUGAACAAGGCAGUUCUCAGCUGGACGACCGAAGGGCAAGUGAACAAGAACGCAUUGAUACCUUUUGGGCAAUCUUCUUUCUGGACCGAGCAGUUUCUUCUGGCGUGGGACGUCCGGUCACUCUACGAGACAAGGACAUCGAAAUCUCCUUUCCAUAUCGAAGCGAUGAGAAGAUGAUCAAUGGAUACCCUGAUCCGUUUCCUGCUAUGAUUAAGAUUGUUCACAUGUAUGGACGAGUUGCAGAUGUGCUCAACAACAUAAAGGAGGUCAGCCAGGUAACGCCAGAUGUGUUGAAGCGUUUGGCAAGCAUGGAGAGAGAUUUGACCGGCAUAUAUCAACGGUUGUCGCCUAGGUUGCAUUUCAAUGCCACAAAUUUCCAACAUUAUGUCAAAGCGGGUCAUGGCACCAACUUCAUACUACUACAUUUCUGGUUUCACACCUUGAUUGUCCUGCUUCACCAGCCGACGUUGCUGCACUCAUUCGAAGGACGAAUUCAACAACUUUUUCCCGACAGCAGGGAAUUGUCGAUGUCGUCGGCAAAGACGAUUGCGGAUAUCCUGGCGUUUGCUGAGUUGAUCGAUGUAAAGAGUUUCAUCGGUAAUCCGUUUACAAGCCAGCCCAUGUAUGUCGCGGCAUGCGCUUUUCUAGCAGAGGCUGCCGCCCAUACCUCCCAGCCGUCGUCUCGAGCGACGUCUCCGCCGUCAAGCGGACAUACGCCUCGGCCGAAGCCGGACGUGGUUGCGGAAAGGACGCAAAAAGCAGCCUCUGCACGACAUACGCUUCUCGCUACUGCGGCUAAUCAAAAUUAUCAGCGGUGCUACAAAGCUCUUGAGACUCUGGAUUCUUAUUGGGCUGGUUGUCGCUACAUCUUGACCGCUCUUGACCAGAAGUCGAAAGGCUUGAUGGAUCCCUUGCUCUUUACUGCAGAAGAUGUCGAUGGGGAAAUGCCAUCAACAGAGCCUUCUUUUACCACGCCCGGCUGGCGAAGAAGCACUUCGCUCGCUGCUUCACUUGGUGCAUAUGGGAGACUCCGCACUCUGAAGGGACUGCCGGGGAGCGCGCCGAUAUCUCCGUCGAUGGACCUCAGUAAUGCAAUUGGGUGGUCUUUGACUGGGACGGCCAACUCUCUAGCCCCCAAUCUCAGCUUCCUGUAUCCGACGGGCGGUGAAACUGAGAAGACUCCACUGGCGGCUCCGCUGACGAAAGCUGAAGUCGAGACGACCAAAGGUACACCAGCUACGAGAAAUUUUGAAGCACAGUGGCCAAAUCAGAACGUAUCCAUUGUCCAAGGGGACCAGACCAUAACUGAUCAACUGGGACAAGCUUACCGUGGAGAAAGCUCAACAUCUACUGAUAGAGUGUCAUCAGUACCUUACGAUCCAGUAUCAACAGCUGAUGCAGACCUUUUGCUUGGGCUCCACUCUCCAUACACUGCUAGCUCAGCGCCAUCAUCCAGUAUUGCUCCUGGACCCAUACAGCCCAGUCGGCCAUCGAAUACCUUCGGAUACUCACAGCAAGUGCCUCGAUAUAGUAGUUCCAUAAGCCCCAGGCAACCGUUUGUUGACACACAAAAUCAAGCUUACAGUGAUAUGCUGAUUGAAUCACAAGAUAUUGAUAUGAGUGCAGGGCAGCAGUUCAAUUUCGAUUUCCUAGGUGGCGACAUGAUACCCUGGUUGGAAUAUCUACCACAGGAUGUCUUGAAUUACUUUGCGGAUCCACAAACGGAAAUAUGA
Cladophialophora bantiana CBS 173.52 is the source of this 2943-nucleotide messenger RNA. RefSeq lists its product as uncharacterized. Gene Ontology annotation, molecular function: DNA-binding transcription factor activity, RNA polymerase II-specific; zinc ion binding; DNA binding. Gene Ontology annotation, biological process: regulation of DNA-templated transcription; DNA-templated transcription. The record is from RefSeq and is a predicted model, not a curated record. Bases 1 to 2943 code for a protein of 980 amino acids. The transcript has 2 exons. NCBI's taxonomy places the organism in Eukaryota, Fungi, Ascomycota, Eurotiomycetes, Chaetothyriales, Herpotrichiellaceae.